Triticum aestivum (bread wheat) is the source of this 2259-nucleotide messenger RNA. RefSeq names its product mitogen-activated protein kinase kinase kinase ANP1. Gene Ontology annotation, molecular function: protein kinase activity; ATP binding. The record is from RefSeq and is a predicted model, not a curated record. The transcript has 10 exons. Bases 664 to 1467 code for a protein of 267 amino acids. Lineage: Eukaryota; Viridiplantae; Streptophyta; Magnoliopsida; Poales; Poaceae. Gene Ontology annotation, biological process: protein phosphorylation.
UCCCGUCCCACUCGCCUCCCCCUCCUCGUCGCCCUCCUCUCUCUUUCUCUCUCGCUAACCCCUCUCUCUCCCCAUCGCGCCGGCCGGUUCCGGUCAGCUCUGGCCCGCGCGUCUCCCCCGCGACCCCCGCCUCCUCUCCUGCCGCCGCCGCCGGAGAAGCUCGCCGCCGAUGCCGGUGACCUAGCCCGCGCAUCUUCCCCGCGACCCCCGCCUCCUCUCCUGCCGCCGCCGCCGCCGGAGAAGCUCGCCUCCGCGCCCACAAGCCUCGGAUUCGGCGGGAUCCGGGACGAGGAGGGGUGGAUGAGACGGGGGAGGAGGAGGAGGAGAGAGUGGGGGCGUCUAGGGAGGAAUAUCCCCGCCGCCUCCUCCGCUCCUGCCUCCACAAGUCAGGGGGAUGGGGCUGCUCGGGCUUAGCCUGUGGGCAGCGAUGGAGGAGAAGGGCCGGGCAGGUGCGCGCAGGCGGGAGAAGCUGGGGGCGCUCGUCGGUUGGGGAGAUGGCGACCACCUGAGCUUCUCCGAUUGACCUAGACAGGGCCACGACAGCAUAAGCAAGGGGUGGGGGCGAGCAACCCUCUGAAGCCACGCAUGUCUACAGAAGAAGAAUUUUGAGAAUGAGAUUGAUAAAGAUGAACAAGGAAGUAACGGUCAAGGAAGAAGAGUUAGAUGCUACUGAAGAUGUCGAUGGUAAACAUAUGUCUCGGUUUUGAUAUUAUACACGUUGUCACGCUAACUUUUGAACCCUUCUUAGUUGUCACAUAUGUACAGACCACCCGCUUUGUCACAAGCAUGGCAGCCUGCUCAACUAUCUCCACUGCCUGCAUACAGCUGUUUCAGAACAGCGCCGAUCAACCCAGGUUUAUGUUUCCUUUCCAAGGGCGUUCGAAUAUAAUUACCAUCCAUCGAUUACAGAUGUUACCAGUACUGAGUGUGUGCCUUAUUAGUUUGUUCUUUAUUACAGAGUUCGGUUGUAGAAGAACGAAACGAAGCACACAUCAGGAAGUCAUGCUCUUUCCAACAACAACAGCAAAAGCGCAUAUAAGAGAACUUGAGGAAGAAGUGAAGCUCCUCAAGAACCUUUCACACCCCAAUAUUGUGAGGUACCUCGGGACUGUCCGUGAGGAAGACACACUGAAUAUCCUGCUGGAGUUUGUUCCUGGAGGGUCUAUCCAGUCGCUUCUUGGAAAACUCGGUUCAUUCCCGGAGGCAGUCAAUAGGAAGUAUACUAGGCAGAUUUUGCAAGGGUUGGAAUAUCUGCAUAGCAAUGCAAUAAUACAUAGAGACAUUAAGGGUGCAAACAUUCUUGUUGAUAACAAAGGCUGCAUUAAGCUUGCCGAUUUUGGGGCAUCUAAGCAAGUUGCCAAGUUGGGUCUGAUGAAGCAAGGUGCAGGACACCUCAGAACCGCCUAUGUUUGUGACAGUGCACUGGGCUCAAGCGACAAUGAGCAGGUGGGAGGAUCGUUCAGCUGACCAAGUGCAGUAUGACGGUGAUCUCUGAACAGUUGCAUGGAGGCUAAUAACAUGUUAGCUCCUUGUAAUAUCUUGGUUGAUGCCAUCUGUCAGAUUUAGCCCACCGAGUCCCUAUUUUGCAUUUACUUUGCUUCUCUAAUGUUCUCUUCGUACUGCAAGGAAGACGCGAGGGUUAGUUGCAUUCCUGCUGCCUUGCUUGAGAUGAAUCCAUUUGGUUCUUUUGCCUUUCAAUUCUGUAACACACCAUCGUAUCUAUUGGUAGGUGUCAUCCUGCUUCUCCUUGCAUGUCUAUUUGUGCGCUUGGGUUGCAGAUCAGGUUACUGACACAUGGGAUCGUACAGUUAUUCUAUGACUCAGGGCCCACCCUGGUGGUCAUUAUAUCUCUGGGUUAAGCAAGCUGAGCAGGUUAUGCAAGCUACUGUGUAAAAUGCGCAUGCAUCACUGCCUAAAAAGGGUCCAGACAGCAACGACAAGUGCUUACUAUGCUCCAUUAGAGAAGCUAAGAAGAUAAUUUAGUUUGGGUGAAUUUAUUAAUUUAUUAAUUAGCUUGAAGAAGAAAAAUAUUUCAGAACAGUGUGGUCAUAGAGUUAUGUUCAGUUUGGUGCUUUGGGUCAUUCUGGAUAAGUGAUUGGGUAGCGGUUGCUGUUUACUCGCAAGGGAUGGAUUGGUGCAAGUGAGUUUAUGAAAGCCUACUAGAACUGUUUGUGGAAGUAGUUGUAUGAACAUGUUGUGUGCAACUGAACUGAUCUGAUUGCUUAUCUUUGGAAAUCUUCACCUGUUGUGUUGUGCAUU